Molecule: messenger RNA, 1173 nt
Organism: Arachis stenosperma
Lineage: Eukaryota; Viridiplantae; Streptophyta; Magnoliopsida; Fabales; Fabaceae
Product: 8-hydroxygeraniol dehydrogenase-like
Exons: 5
Coding region: 7-1092 (361 amino acids)
Biological process (GO): lignin biosynthetic process
Molecular function (GO): cinnamyl-alcohol dehydrogenase activity; zinc ion binding
Source: RefSeq, a predicted model, not a curated record
UGAUCUAUGGCGUCACCAGAGACGGAGCAUCCAAAGAAGGCUUUUGGAUGGGCAGCUAGGGACCCUUCUGGGGUUUUAUCCCCUUUCAACUUUUCCAGAAGGGAAACUGGAGAGCAAGAUGUGGCAUUCAAAGUGAUGUACUGUGGAAUAUGUCACUCCGAUCUUCACAUGUUAAAGAACGAAUGGGGCAAUACCACUUUCCCUAUAGUACCUGGGCAUGAGAUUGCUGGAGUAGUGACAGAGGUAGGAAGUAAGGUACAAAAUUUCAAAGUUGGAGACAAAGUGGGAGUGGGAGUGUUGGUUGGAUCCUGCAACUCAUGCCAAGGCUGUGCUGCAAAUCUUGAAAAUUUCUGCCCGAAAAUGAUCCUAACAUACAGUGCCAAGAACAAGGACGGCACCAUCACCUACGGAGGCUACUCUGACUCAAUGGUAGUCGAUGAACGCUUCGCCAUUCGCAUCCCGGAUAACCUUCCACUGGAUGUGGCCGCUCCGUUGCUUUGUGCCGGGAUCACGGUGUAUAGCCCUCUCAGGUAUUUCGGACUUGACAAGCCUGGUUUGCACGUCGGUGUGGUUGGUCUUGGUGGAUUAGGCCACGUGGCCGUUAAGUUUGCCAAAGCUUUUGGUGCUAAAGUAACUGUCAUUAGUACUUCCCCUAACAAACACAAGGAAGCUAUUGAACGUUUAGGAGCCGAUUCGUUUCUCUUAAGUAAAGACCAAGAUCAGAUGAAGGCUGCAAUGUAUAGCUUGGAUGGUAUUAUUGACUCAGUUUCUGCGGUGCAUCCUUUGGCUCCAUUGUUGGCUCUACUAAAGCCUAAUGGAAAACUUGUGAUGGUUGGUUUACCCGAAAAGCCUCUGGAGUUGCCAAUAUUUUCUCUUUGUACGGGAAGAAAGAUGAUAGCUGGUAGUAGUAUUGGAGGGUUGAAGGAGACACAAGAAAUGAUUGAUUUUGCUGCUAAACAUAACGUGAAACCUGAGAUUGAAGUUAUUGCAAUGGAUUAUGUAAACACGGCAAUGGAACGCCUCGCAAAAGCAGAUGUCAAGUAUCGAUUUGUUAUUGAUAUCGGAAACACUCUCAAUGCCACAACCUCUUAAAUACCAAAAUAUGCAUCAUUAACAUUUUAAGAGUCUUUUUUUUAUCUUUCUUUGUAUGUUGGGGAAUAAUAAUAUAUAGUA